Molecule: messenger RNA, 1080 nt
Organism: Necator americanus (New World hookworm)
Lineage: Eukaryota; Metazoa; Nematoda; Chromadorea; Rhabditida; Ancylostomatidae
Exons: 10
Coding region: 1-1080 (359 amino acids)
Biological process (GO): G protein-coupled receptor signaling pathway
Cellular component (GO): membrane
Molecular function (GO): G protein-coupled receptor activity
Source: RefSeq, a predicted model, not a curated record
AUGGAUACUAUUGAACAAGAUCACGCCACUGUAGAGCAGUAUCCUGUACGAGAUUUUGAUUGGCCGGAAUGGCUUAACAAUGCCAGUUGUGUUCUUGUCGUCUACGUCGAGCCCCUUCUCUGUUCCAUUGGGUUCCUGCUGAACUGUGCGUGCAUAGCAGUUUUUCUAAGCGUUUCGAGUCACGGGUAUUUUCGUAAGACGAGCCUUCUGUUCUACCUCGUCGCACUUUCGAUUUGCAAUGCUCUUCAAUUACUUCUGUCAAUCUUUGUCAUCGUUUUGCCAGCAAUGGAACAGUUUAUUGGAACGGAGUUUCCUCGAGAAGCCGCUAAUUUGCAUCGAUUGAAUGCAAUCACUGUAAGGCUCGGAUACCCGUUGAUGUUAGCAGCAAACUACGCAGCGAUAUGGCUACUGACUCUAAUUUGCGCUCAAAGGUUCCAGGCAAUUUGUCAUCCUUCAAAUCCGUGGAAAUUGCGCCUUACUUGUAUAAGAAGGAGUAAAGGAGCAGUUGCUGUAGUAGUAGGAGCUGCUUUAGGUCUUAAUGUGAUUCGUUUCUGGGAAAUGGAAUGGCAUGCGGAUCAUGGUGGAAUAGUGAGCUCAGGGUUAAGGGAUGACCUCUUGUAUAAAGUGAUACAAGAAGGGAUUGUUUAUGGACUAAUUGUUUAUGGACUACCCAUUUGCCUUCUGCUGUGGUUAAAUCUUAAUAUAAUUCGUUUGAUACGCGGCGAGCAGCUGCAUGUCCAAGCGUCGCGUCGAUCAGCAGAGUACCGCACUGCGCUGAUGACGGUGUGCGUGUUCGUCUUUUUCUUCCUUUGUACAACCCUUUCAGCGUCAAUAAGACUUUUUAUGAUAAUUGCCGGUGGGCUAGUGGAUCCGUUAGAGCUCGUUUGGUUAGUUGACUUAUCGAACCUCCUUAUGAAUAUCAACGCUUUGGUUACCCCAAUAAUUUGUUUCAUAUUUACGAGAGGAUUCAAGGAUCUCUUCUUUGUUAUAAGAUUUGCUCCACCGAAAGGUUCAUUUGACGAAAAGGAUUUCAAUCGGCAAUUCUCUCCUAUGCUUGCAUCAGAGUAUCGCAGUUUUUAG